Molecule: messenger RNA, 2149 nt
Organism: Podarcis raffonei (Aeolian wall lizard)
Lineage: Eukaryota; Metazoa; Chordata; Lepidosauria; Squamata; Lacertidae
Product: apoptosis-associated speck-like protein containing a CARD
Exons: 2
Coding region: 107-664 (185 amino acids)
Biological process (GO): positive regulation of inflammatory response; innate immune response; regulation of apoptotic process
Cellular component (GO): cytoplasm
Source: RefSeq, a predicted model, not a curated record
CCCGCGGCCAACCCAGCCCGGGCUUUGUAUCAGGCACGACGCCUGCUUUCAAUCUUGCAGCUUCCGCGAAGCGAGGUUGAUUUCUUGCUGGCUCUGAAGGCGCGCCAUGGCGAGGAGCGCGCGGGACUGCCUGCUGGAUUGCCUGGAGAACUUGGAGGAGGGCGAGCUGAAGAGGCUCAAGGUCAAGCUGAACGAGUUCCCCGUGCGCCCGGGCUACGCCAACAUCCCCCGAGGGCGGCUGCAGAAGGCGGAUGCGCUGGACCUCAGAAACCUGCUGGUCAGCUUCUACACCGAGGAGUACGCCGUCCAGCUGACCGCCGAGGUGCUGGAAGCCAUCAACUGCAAGGACCGCGCCGAGGAGCUCCUGGCCGCCACCGGGAACAGACCACAGCUUCGAAACUCUUCCAACGUGCACUUCAUCGAGCAGCACAGGGAGGCGCUAAUCCAACGAACCACCUCAGUGGAACCGGUGCUGGAUAAAUUGUAUGGCUCCGUCCUCAGUGAUGAGCAAUACCAAAAAAUCACUGCCAAGGAAACUAACCCAGACAAGAUGCGAGAGCUCUACAGGCUUGUGCCAAGCUGGGACCUAUGGUGCAAGGAUAUGCUGUAUGAGGCACUGAAGGCCAAAAACCCACAUCUCGUGAAUGACCUGGAAGGGCAAUGAGGCCCCAAGGGAAGGCAGAAGGCAAGACCUCUUUCAAGGCACCAGAAAUCCACCUCCCUAUUGCCAAGGGACUCCUACAGACAAAGCCAUACCAUGUAUUUUCCCAAGCACUCACUAUGCUCCAGUCAGGACACCGUGCAAAGGCAAGAAUAGCCUGCAACCAUAGCAGGGCUCUCAUAGUCAGAGCUGCUGUGCAACCUGGGAAGGCAAGAGGGGCACCUGGUUCUGUUGUUCAGGCCUUUGGGGUGGGGCAGGGGACAGUUUUCAACAUAUAUCCUAACACAACCCGGUGGUUCUAACUAGGCCUACCAGGCCUCCCCAUUUGGCUCGCCCUGCUCUUUUGGCCAAGCCACACCCACCUACCAUGCACCUGCUCUCAGGCUUGGGGCAGGUAAAGAUGCUGCUGGGCCAUGCAGGGGCUGCCUGUCACUUGACUGGAGGCAGCAGCUGUGCAGUGGUACCUUGGUUCUCAAACUUAAUCCGUUCCGGAAGUCCGUUCCAAAACCAAAGCGUUCCAAAACCAAGGUGUGCUUUUCCAUAGAAAGUAAUGCAAAAUGGAUUUAUCUGUUCCAGACUUUUAAAAACAAUCCCUAAAACAGCAAUUUGACAUGAAUUUUACUAUCUAAUGUGACCAUUGUUCCAUAAAAUGAAACCAAUAAACAGCAGUCACACAAUCAAUCAAUCAGUAGCUGAACUGGGUUCCACACAGUCACAAAAAGACCCGCAAAAACAAAAACGCAAAAUAAAUAGCAAAAGCAGACAGACCUCAGCGUAACACUCAAAACAGAAGCGUGGCACCGAAAUCAGAAGUCUAACACUCGAAACGGAAGCGUGGCACUCAAAACGGAGCACUUUCAGCUUCUGAAAAAAGUUCGCAAACCGGAACACUUAACUUCCAGGUUUGCAGUGUUUGGGUUCCAAGUUGUUUGACUACCAAGGCGUUUGAGAACCAAGGUAUCACUGUAUAACACUUUGCAAGCUGCGAUGAAUGUUGGGGCUUGCUCAGCACUGUGCUAGGGAACCCCAAUGAUCAGCUGAUAAUUGGAGAUUCUGGGCCCAUUGCUAUACCAAACGGGAUCACCUGACUUCAUUGUGACAAUGGGUGAUUGACAUGUAGGCAGACUGAAUCACGGAGUAGAUGGAUAGACCCAUUCAGUCUGCCCAAAUUCCUUUCAGAACCACUCACUCUUUUGUGCUGGUAAGAGUGGAAGCCCAAGGGGUCCUUGUCAGGCCUUUGGGGGUUUUAAAAAGUCCACCUUUGAAUCCCCAAAUUUAUGCACUUCACAGUUCAGGCAGGGAAGGAGGUGGCUGUUAUAGGCACAGCCCAGUGUGAGUAUCUUGAGUCAUUUGGGUGUGAGAUGAAACGAGUAGCAAUCUGAAUCCUUUAGGGCAGGAAUAGCUGGCAUGUUGCUCUCCAGAUGUUGUGCUCCACAGUUCCUGUCAGCCCAGCCAACAGGGGUAGAGGGGCCAGGUAUGCAGUGCUGA